AUAGAUGUGAAAAAAACAGCCUCUACAUUAAACUGUUUGUUGCUAGCGUUCUAUUGGAUAAAUUAGAUAGAGUAGGUUGGUCAUAGUAUUGCCCAGUAACCCUGCUCUUGUACAUGCCUGUACCACUCUCAUUCUUUUCCAGUCAUAUUGGAGUGAUCACCACUGGCUCCAAAUAUCUCUGAAUGAUCAGGGUUUAAUUAUUUUUACACCACAGUUAAAUGAAGUUUAUGCAUUGGCAUGAAAUUACAGGCUAUAUGUGAUCAAAUAUUGUAUUUGUAUUUUAAAUGUUUCAGUCUGUCAUUGUUUCCAUAUGAUUUCUGUAGUCACUGCAGAACCAAGAACAGCUCUGCAACACUACAGGGCCAAUGUGAAAGCUUUUGCAAUUGCAAGGGCCUCUGAAUAAAGACAUUUCAAUCUGGGGUUUGAACCAAGAGGUACCUGUCCUCUUGAAGGACACUUCAGUCACACUGCCGCUCCACGUUUUGCUUUCUAAUCGUUGGCUGCAUGUUUAGCCAGGUAAUUACCUGUUAAGCCGCUGCAAUUGAAGGAGGUCAGGAUACAGAACAGACAGGAUAGCGUGCAGCCAUUCACAACACAAGUGGAGCACUACUCAAGGAGGACGAGAAGGGCUGUGCUGCUCGUUUUGCUGUUUUCUACUCUAAACAUUUAGCAGAGGGAAUUAAGCAUGUCCAAAGCAGAAGAGCGGACAGCCUCUACAAGUUCAGUCAACUCAGCUGCAUCAGAAAGUAGCAGAGAUGGUUCCACAUCAGGUUCAGUCUCUGAAACACCCAAGAAAUCAUUAAAGAAGUCCAAGAAAUCCACUGAGAACAUGAACAAAGUCUACAACUCUGUGCUCAACAGUGUUUUUGGGGCGGAGCGAGAAUUAGCUCAGGCUGAGUUGGAUGAGUUGCAAGAGGCCUUCAAAGAGUUUGACUAUGAUCAAGAUGGAUACCUGAACUACAAGGAUGUGGCUGAAUGCAUGAGGACCAUGGGAUACAUGCCCACAGAAAUGGAGCUGCUAGAGAUAGUACAACAGAUCAAGAUGAGAAUGGGCGGGUUAAUGGAUUUUGAGGACUUUACUGAACUGAUGGGACCCAGGAUGAUGGGGGAGACUGCUCACAUGCUCGGACUCAAAGAGCUCCAGUCAGCCUUUGUGCAAUUUGACCUCGACGGAGACGGAAAGAUCAACCAGGACGAGAUGAAGGAGGCAAUCAAGACGAUGCUGGGGGAGAAGCUGAAGAAAGGAGAACUGGAGGAGAUCUUAAAGGAGCUGGACAUCAACUCAGAUGGAAGCAUUGACUUUGAAGAGUUUGUGAUGAUGCUCUCCAUUCGCUAGUUGCUGAGAAGACUGACUACAAGGACAAGCUACACUAACACUUCUGAAUCAUUCCAUAGAUAGUUAAUACAACUAUGAAUGUAAUGUAGGUAUAGACAUCUACAACAUAAUGUGUGCCUAACUGUAAUAACUGCAUGACUUGCUAAGAUAUUCUGAUCGAUACAUGAAUCUUUUGCAGUGAUGUUACAUGUAAAUAAGACUGAGAUGUUUUGCUAUUUUUAAUAAAGAAAUUAAAAUGAGUUUUUAAAAUGUGUCUUUCGAUUAAACACCAUGACAAUAUUAUUAUAAUAUACAAUAUAAAAAGUAAUUAAUUGACUGAUCACAUUCCUCUCAAACAGACUUUAUUCCAAAAACAAGUCUUUUAUUACCCCCAGGUCAUUGUCAAACAACAAAAUGGAUGUAAUUAUCAUCUUCUAGCGAAUAUAAGUUAAAUAUAAAUUAAAGUCAUGUCACUUGUCAAUUGUUAACAACAAUGCAGCUUUGAGCUUUGUCACAUCUACUGUCUUCAGAACUGGAGAAGCACUUGUACAUCCAAAACCAUGAUGGUGCACGUGUGUCAGGAAAAAAAAGUCACAUUUUCAGAAUAAAAUCCCACAUCAGGCCAACAUUUGAUGGUGGCACUAGAACCAAUCAUAAAGAGAACUUAUGUCCUAUUUGAAGAUCUAAAAGUUUAACACUACUGGUAACUUAAUCUGCUUAUUAUUAUAACAUCAAACUAUAUGUGCACAGUUAUGAAAGAUCUGCAAGAUGCACCACAUGUGAUCUGCUGAAAUUAAAGUCUUGUUAUCAGACAAGAAACAGAAUAAAGGAGAGAUAUCCAACUUGGUGUUUCACAGGAGGAGACGAGAUGUACGAGACAAUGCCAUCACAGGAGUCAGGAACGGGGCUUCAGGGAAUACUAAUUCAGAUGUCUAAGGACUGUUUGCAAGCAUGGGCUCUCUACUGUACAUGUAGCGCCAGUACCACCACAAAAAAAAUGUUGGGAUAAAUUAAAAAUAAACAUAUCUCACAUCAAGUAUAUCACUCCUCACGAAACCUUAUGAACUUGUGUUUCCAUGUCUUGCUUGCUCAAUAAGUACAGUAGACUAUGUUAGGGUGUAUAUGCUAAAAAGGGGUGACUGUCCACAGUGAGUCAAUGACUCGUCUAUUUCCUCUCCUCUUACAGGAAUGUUUGCACUAACUUUUGGAAACCUUUUAACAACCUGAAAUACCAUCCAAAAAGCAGAUUUUGUAAACAAAUGCAUAUAAGUCUUCUGGCAUGUAAGAAGAGCUAAUGUGAACAUUUUGUGCACUUUGUAUGGUACUCACAUUGGCAGGGUUGAGGGUAUUCAGGCAUCCCCAGGAUGACACACACUAAAACUGGAUGCACUCAGGUUACUGUAGUGUAAGAUGCUGCUGGAUUAAAGCCCAUACUGAAUGGUAUAAGGAUGCAUGUUGUGUCACUUCCACAGCUUAGUGAGGCUAUCAUGAAUAGAUUCAGCAGCUUGUUACUGUGUGCUGAAGGUACGUUUUGAGUAUUUGUGGCAAGUUUGGACCAACAUCAUGCAAGGGUGUAUUGUCCAAUGGUCACACUGCAGUCACUCAAAAUCACAUCACAACAUCCUUCGAUGUACAGCCCAAAACACAACAAGCAAGUGGCUACAACACCUAUGCCUCUUGUCUCUCUGUUAAUGCCAGUCUCUACGUGCUAUUAAACCUCUCUUCUUCUUGUAACUUCUUCAUUUUUCAAUCCUUUCUUCUGUCAGUCCCCCUACAUGGUAGAUAGAUACAGAUGGAUAAGCUUCUUCUUCUAUUUUGGCUAUCCACAACUCACAGUGUCUUCAUGGUGCGACAGGACAACUGCUAGGCUAGUAAGACUUGUUGGCGAUCUGCUGUUGUCUACAGCUCGUUGGUCAGCUCGUCAGCAAAUUCAGCCAUGAUGUCAUGCACCCAGAUGUCCCUUUCUUCCUGUGAAGUGUCAACCAGGAAGACCGUCAACUUCCUGUCCCACGGGUUAGUGGCUUCCUGUAUGGCCUCCAACUGUGCCACGAGUGGUUUCUUCUCCACAUGGUUCCUGAAAACGAUCGAAGCCUCCUCCGACCACUGCCUCGGCUU
Molecule: messenger RNA, 3430 nt
Organism: Epinephelus moara (kelp grouper)
Lineage: Eukaryota; Metazoa; Chordata; Actinopteri; Perciformes; Serranidae
Product: calcium-binding protein 2-like
Exons: 8
Coding region: 686-1336 (216 amino acids)
Molecular function (GO): calcium ion binding
Source: RefSeq, a predicted model, not a curated record